AUGACAACAACAAAUAGCAUGCAAAAGCAAAUUUUUUCACCGGAAGAUGAUGAAAAAGCUUUGGAGAAUUUGGUGGUAGAAGACAGUUAUAAUAGUGAAGACGAAUGUGAUAAGGCAAAAUCACAGAAGCCCUCCGAGGAAGAAUCAUCUGAGAGAAUUUGGAGUGAAGAUGAAGAAAUUGCAAUUUUAAAAAUUGCAAUCAAAUUUUGGCAUAAGAGAGAAGUUGACCCUGCCACCCAAGAGAGAGAUUUUUUUGUUUUUUUACAGGAAACACAACAAUUGAUAGGUGAAUUUACUAAAGACGAAGUGACAACAAAAUUAAGGUUGAUGAAGGAAGAAUACGAAAGCAAUUUGAUUAAAGGUAAGAGUUGUUGUCAUGCAAAUAAAAUAUUAGAGUAUUGUGAGAAGAUAUGGGGUGAUGAGAAUAAUGUAGAGGAGAUAUUAUUUAUCAAUAAAAAAUAUAUUGGAUUAGGAGAGAAUAUUGUUAAGGAAGCCAUGAAAUAUAUUGAAGAAAGUAAAAUGAUUGAGUUGAUGCAACAAUGGAAACAAGUUCAAGCCUUGGAAUUUGAAAUUCUCAAAAAGAGGGCUGCAUUGGCAGAAUAUCAGACAAAAUUGAUGUUAGAGGAAGCAAAUAAGCGAAUGAAGAAAACGCUAGCUCCAUCAUCAACCUGA
Mangifera indica (mango) is the source of this 672-nucleotide messenger RNA. RefSeq lists its product as uncharacterized. The coding region runs from base 1 to 672 and encodes 223 amino acids. NCBI's taxonomy places the organism in Eukaryota, Viridiplantae, Streptophyta, Magnoliopsida, Sapindales, Anacardiaceae. Gene Ontology annotation, biological process: regulation of DNA-templated transcription. Gene Ontology annotation, cellular component: nucleus. The record is from RefSeq and is a predicted model, not a curated record. The transcript has a single exon.